GUGAAGAGUGUUCGAAGGCAUUUUUAUCUAGAAGGAGACACUUUUAAAUAAUGACAAGUACGUACAAAGAGUGUCUAAUUAGUAUUCAUCUGAGCGUAUGCAGUCCUCGACGCGGUGGGGACGGGUUAUUAGCCGGUGCCGCCUCCGCGCCCGGCCAUAUUGUUCCGACGCCUGGCUCGAGCGCCGCCGGCGGCCGCCGCGCCAAACGCUCCUCCGACUAACGCUAAUUCGCUCUGUCAAUAUUUGAAUUGUAGUGCCGCCCCGACGAUUUCACCAGAAGAAGCCGAGCCGGUGGCUGGGAAGGCAAGAUGUCGGCAUAGCUGAUUGACGUUGAUAUACGGCUGUGUCACAUCGAGCCAGCUCAAUCCACCGGCGUUCUACUCUCGAAGAUCUUGGUUGCACCCUAGCGAAGAAGGAAUUCGGAUCGCUCCCGAGGCGCGUUCCGCGCCCGCCCCGGAGAGGGCGCUUUGACAGCUGUCAUCGAGCUUUCUCGUUUCUCGGGCGGCCGUGGGGCGAGUCGAGUAAAAUUUUUAUUUAUAUCACACACGACGAUGUACCCGUAGAGUGCGACCGGCUGUGUACGUGCGUGACGAAACGAUACGAAAACACGACGACAGAAUGGCGAACGAGGAGGCUUUGGGGCCGCGGAAGACGAUGUUCGUUCUAGUGAUUGUUGUGGGGUGUUUCGCUGUGCUGUGGCCUAGGAUCCUGUCGCCUCUGAUGCUGGGCCAGGGACAGCUGAAGCCGAACCAGCUCGACCGGGACGCAGGAUGCUGUGAAGUCAUCUUCGAGUCAGAAAUGGCUGUCCUCGAGUUAGUUAACGAAGUAUGCAGCUCCGCUGUCGGACAAGAUGGCUUAUUGUCCGCAUACGCAGCGGCUGAAUGCCGGAAGACUGUCAACGAGACAUGCGGGCUGGAUAUAGCUGCAUUCUUGAAAAGAACGGAUAAUGUUGGGAAGUCAACGAAGGUGUUAUUGAAUACGAUGAAAGAGAGUAACAGUUCAUGCUUGAAGGAGCAUUUCGGAGUGCCUGUUUGGAGUCUCGGUGCACACACUGCGCUCAACUCUUGGGCAAUACAGGAUGACAGCGUGAAGCAAGAGCGGUCACCAAUCCGCGGCGCCGGGCCGCACCCGGCGCUGCGCGAGCGCGGCCGCGCCAUCCCCCCCGGCGCGCCCACCCCGCCGUCGCGCGGGCCCGUCCCCAUGCCCCCCCACGCGAGGGUACGGUCCCCAUUGAAUGUGUACUUUGAUGUGGAUAUCAAGCCUCCACCAAUUCCGGGCAUGCGGCCGCCGCUGGGCUCCCCUGGCGGACCCGUACCGGCCCCCAAGUCUUCCAUGGGCUUCGUGAUGCCAAUCUACACCAUCUGCAUUAUCGUGUUCUUCGUCUACACGCUGAGCAAGAUCCUGUUCAAGAGGACAGGCUCCAUCCCCUACGAGCACGUGGCUCCCGACCCUCAAUUCCGUCGCAGAGUCUUCAGGGAUGACUCCCGGACUUCACCUGAUUCUAAAUUGGGACCUAAAGAAAGGGACGCAAGGGACGUGGAAUUGGAAGCGCUGAGGGCGCGACUCGAGGAGACCGAGCGCGCAAUGCAAAGGAUCGUCGGACAGCUCGCCAAGCGAGACGCGGAAUCUCAAGAAAACCACACAUGGCCAUACACAAAUGGUUCCGUCCACAGCUCGCCUAUUAUCAUAGCUAGCGAAUACGAGUCAAAGGAGAAGACUCCUGAACCAGAUAAAGUUGAACCGAAAGAACCGAGUCCAGAAAAAGAGGCAUCCCCUGAACCAGCAGAACUGAGUCCAGAGAAAGAUGCAUCCCGUGAACCGAGCCUAGAAAAAGAGGCUACGCCUGAACCAGCAAAACUGAGUACAAAGAAAGACGCAUCCCCUGAACCAACCCUAGAUAAAGAGGCUACGCCUGAACCUAAAGAACCGACCCCAGAACCAAGCCCUGAAGAACUGACACCAGAACCAAUAGAAUCAGAGGAAGAAUCACUAGAAAAAGAACCAGAACGUGGCCAUCUUGAAGAAGAUUUGCUGAAACUGUCUGAAGACAUUAAAGAAAAGAAGGAUAACUUGGCAAAGACCACAAUAGACUUUUUGCACGAAGCAAGGGAAAAUGCUGAGAAGACUGUGGAAUUGCUGAAGGAGGCUUUGAAAGAAGAUUCUCCAGUGCACGUGGAAGAAGAAGAAGACGAAGAAGAGGAAGUUGAUCCUGAUAAGGAAGUCAGCGUUAAGCACGAGGCCGACGAGGUGAAGUCUAUAUUCCUGGAGACCCAUAUCCCGCAGCAGUCCAGGGUGCUGGUAGCCGAUUUCGAAGACAGAGCCAAGCCGCACAAGAAACAUGAACCGGCGGUGGUCAGCGGCAAGAUGACGCUAUCUCUGAUCCAAGACGCGCCCCAGGAGGAAGACUUGCCUGAAAUCGACCCAGAAUCGACAAUGGAUGACUUCACCACAGCUAGCGCCAUGACCCAGCCGGUUGCAGAGCGCCCAAUCGUAACGGAAGUGACGUCGCACAGGAAAAAGAGGGGGAAUCGUCAGGCGAGGAGAUCGAAGAGGAAAUAGAGAUAGAGAUUGAGGAGGAAGAUGAUGAUGAUGAAGCGAAUGAGGAGCUGAAAGAGCAGAAAUGAACUGAUUUACUCUAGUCGUUGGAACUAUCUGAUUUGAACCUUAUUAUACAUACGCAUACGGUUGUUAUUUGCUUAUACUAUAAUUUGUUAACAUUUUUGAUCCUGCUUUACUUCUGCUUGAGAUAUAAUUUGAUUCGUAUAUUAUAAUAAUACAGUGGAAUUGUGUUUAUUACGUUUUCAGGUUAACCAUAGUCUGUCAAACAAAGUUAGGUGAAAUAGGCGCGAAAUUCUAAUUGUCUAUAGGACGAUAACCCUUAGCGCCUAAUUUUUUUCAAUUUGCCGCCUCUACUGACGGAAAUGGCUUGACAGACUAUAGUUAUCGUGCCUCUGCUUAUAACAAUCUUUAAGAUAUUAAUUUUUAUACUAAGGAGCAAGGAAAAGGUUUACAUAGAAAAGAAAUUUACAUAGAAAGCUACCUACUUGUUUUUAUUGCUUUUAAGUGGUAUUUACCUUAUGGUGGAGCCUUAUCAAAUACAUAAUAAUAGGUCGUCAUCAUCUGUGUUAUCAUAUUGUUCCUAAAAGUUUAAGUACGCGGCAAUUGCAGUAUUUUUAACAAAGUCAGGUUUGAAGAUUUAAAACCGAAUUUAAACCUUGUGCAACUGUAAUUAGGUUUCAAUUUCAACGUAAUCGAUUGUGUUUAAUGUUGCCAGUCUUAAAAAAUAGUGAAUUUAUUAUUCGUGUUCAAAUGUUAUUUAUGUGCCAAAUUUCCUUCCAAACUUUAGUACAUUUUUAAAGCUUUUUAAAUAAAUAUUUUUAAAUAUACUUGAAAGUCUGUAAUUUAGCCAAAUUUUUUCGACGCGUUCACAUACGUUUAAAAUUAUUAAAUAGUUAUUUGAUUUUUAAAUACUUAAGUUUUUGUUGACUUGAGUGACGAAAUAUAUAUUUAAUAAUAUAUUGAAAUAUACAAAUUUGCUCCUGUAGUCUAGUUAAAGUACACUUCUUUACGAUGUAAAAAUAAAAAUAAUGACAUUAAUUACCUUAAUACUCGGAAUAGCAAUCGUAAAUUAAUUACCUAUCUGUCAAUAUUUUAUAAUUAAUUGUAAACGUAUUUACAAUGUAUUUUAUUUAAAUUAUGCACUUCAGUGUUUGAAAUAGCAAUAAUUGUGCAUUUAAGAGUAUAAUUAUUUUGUUAACAUUUUUAUUAUUUUACCAUAAUCCUCUAUACAUGAGAAAUAUUUUUUUAUUUUUUAAAGUGUUGCCAGAUAGAAAAGUCAAGUUGCUUGUCAUGUUAUAUUAAUUUUAUUUAAUAUACUAUGUAUUUGAUUGUGUAUUUUGUAUUGUGCAAGACCAUUAUACACCUAUUAAAUAAAAAAAAUAUUAUAAAAUAAAAUGAGAAUCGGACUCCCAAAAAUAAUAACACACCUUUUUUGCUUAAAACAUUCCCUUUCUCAUUCUUUCACAAAUAAUGUAAUGUUUUUAUGAUCAUAUUUUUUGUCAAUUGUUUUACACAAGUAUAAUCUACUUGUUUAUUUAUAGAAUUAGUAAUGUUAAUGUUAUUUUAACAUUUUUGUCGUAGCAUUUUGUUAAUAUCGCGCGACUAAGAUUUUGUACCUUAAAAAUUUAAGAUCUAAACGGCAAAACGUAAUUCAAGACCAAAAAAAGUAAGAAAUGUUGCCACUUUUUUAGUAGCGCGUCUUGUAUUAUGUAAAAGUAAGUAACUAAAAGUACUUUUUGAAAUUGCAGGAGUAAUAUUACUAAUAAAUAAAUUAUCUUAGCGUGAUUAUUUAUCAAAAUGAAUUUACUAUUUUACAAACAAAUUACUGCAAUGGCAACAUUGUCUUAAUUUUUUUGGUCUUGAAUUACGUUUUGCAAUAUAGUUAUAGACUAAAGUAGGUGUGAAGUGUUGGGAGUAGGUAGGUAAAUAGUAAUUCGUUCUUUAGGUACAGAAUUUAGUUGAAAUAGCGAUGACCAGUUUUUUAGUUGUUUAAGAAAUAAAUGAGAUUAACAUACAAUGUUGUUUUCUUUCUACCUAGUACCCAUCAUAAUCUUUGAGCCUAUCACAUAUAUUUUGGAGUUUUUUGCGCAUCUUUCCACGCUUCAAACCAAG
Cydia fagiglandana is the source of this 4671-nucleotide messenger RNA. RefSeq names its product resistance to inhibitors of cholinesterase protein 3 (gene RIC-3). Gene Ontology annotation, biological process: protein localization to cell surface; synaptic transmission, cholinergic. Lineage: Eukaryota; Metazoa; Arthropoda; Insecta; Lepidoptera; Tortricidae. Gene Ontology annotation, cellular component: neuronal cell body; neuron projection; intracellular membrane-bounded organelle. Bases 619 to 2559 code for a protein of 646 amino acids. The transcript has 13 exons. The record is from RefSeq and is a predicted model, not a curated record.